GCGUCGCCGCCAUCUUUGUUGAUGUGUCAGCUCCGCGGGGGUUUGAGGAAGCCGAGAAGGAGGGACCGCGGUGUCGAUCUUGUCCCUUUUCUCUGUCUCCUCGCACCUCCUGGUCUGCCGGUCCCCGCUAUGGAGAAAUUAGGUCCUGAGCCAGAGCUGCAGCGGCCUCGGUAGGGGUGCGGCCUGAGGCUCGGAGAAGUGGGACAUAAAACGAAGAUCGGGAACAGAUUUGAAGCGGUGCAGAGUGAAGUGGUGGCGGUCAGCAUGUCAGAGGCAGAGCACGUAGCCUCCAUUUCCUCUGAUAAAAAUAUCGAGAAAACAUUUGAAUUAAAGGAAGACUCCUGCAACUUGUUGUCUGGUGAUGACAGCAGCUUAGAAAAUGAGUCUACGCCACCAUCAUUAAAUUUGGAUAAAACUUUAUGUCAGCCUAACGAACACACUCAAAUUGAAGCACAGGAAAACUAUAUUCAGGAUCAUGGUGGAGGUGAGGAUUCUUGUGCUAAAACAGACACAUGCUCAGAAAAUUCUGAACAGCUAGCUUAUUUUCCUGGUGGAGACUUUACAGAGCAAGCUCCGAAAACAAAUGAAACUGAGCAGACAGUGACACAGAUAUUGGCGGAAUUGAGGUCAUCUACAUUUACAGAAGCAGCAAAUCAAAAGACUUAUUCAGAAAGUCCUUAUGAUACAGACUGCACCAAGAAACUUAUUUCAAAAAUAAAGAAUGUUUCAGCAUCAGAGGAUUUGUUGGAAGAAAUAGAAUCUGAGCUUUUAUCUACAGAGUUUGCAGAAGAACACCGAGUGCCAAAUGGAAUGAAUAAGGGAGAACGUGCAUUAGUUAUGUUUGAAAAGUGUGUGCAGGAGAAGUAUUUACAGCAGGAGCACACCAUAAAGAAGUUAAUUAAAGAAAAUAAGAAGCAUCAGGAGCUCAUCUUAGACAUUUGUUCAGAAAAAGACAAUUUAAGAGAAGAACUAAAAAAAAGAACAGAAACAGAGAAGCAGCAUAUGAACACAAUUAAACAGUUAGAAUCAAGAAUAGAGGAACUUAGUAAAGAAGUUAAAGCUUCUAAAGAUAAACUUCUAGCUCAAGACAUUGCAGCUAAAAAUGCAGUUCAGCAGUUACAUAAAGAAAUGGCUCAUCGGAUGGAGCAGGCCAACAAAAAAUGUGAAGAGGCACGCCAGGAGAAAGAGGCAAUGGUAAUGAAGUACGUAAGAGGUGAGAAGGAAUCUUUAGACCUUCGCAAGGAAAAAGAGAUACUUGAAAGAAAACUCAGAGAUGCAAAUAAAGAAUCUGAGAAAAACACUAACAAAAUUAAGCAGCUUUCUCAGGAGAAAGGGCGUUUGCACCAGCUGUAUGAGACAAAGGAAAGUGAAACUACUAGACUCACCAGAGAAAUUGACAAAUUAAAAGAAGAUAUCAACUCUCACAUCAUUAAAGUAAAAUGGGCACAAAACAAAUUAAAAGCAGAAAUGGAUUCACACAAGGAAACCAAAGAUAAACUCAAAGAAACAACCACAAAGUUAACUCAAGCAAAGGAAGAAGCAGAUCAGAUACGGAAAAAUUGUCAGGAUAUGAUAAAAACGUAUCAGGAGUCAGAAGAGAUUAAAUCAAAUGAGCUGGAUGCCAAGCUUAGAGUCACAAAAGGAGAGCUUGAAAAACAGAUGCAAGAAAAAUCUGACCAGCUAGAGAUGCAUCAUGCCAAAAUAAAAGAACUGGAAGAUCUGAAGAGGACAUUUAAGGAGGGCAUGGAUGAACUACGAACCCUGAGAACAAAGGUGAAAUGUCUAGAAGAUGAGCGAUUAAGAACAGAAGAUGAGUUAUCAAAAUAUAAGGAAAUUAUUAAUCGCCAAAAAGCUGAAAUUCAGAAUUUAUUGGACAAAGUGAAAAUUGUGGAUCAGAUACAGGAACAGCAUCAAAGAGGUAAACAAGAAAUUGAAAAUUUGAAGGAAGAAGUGGAAAGUCUAAAUUCUUUGAUUAAUGACCUACAAAAAGACAUCGAAGGCAGUCGGAAAAGAGAAUCUGAGCUACUGCUGUUUACAGAAAAGCUCACUAGUAAGAAUGCGCAGCUCCAGUCUGAAUCCAAUGCUUUGCAGUCACAGCUGGAUAAGCUUUCCUGUAGUGAAAGUCAGUUACAAAGCCAAUGUGAACAAAUGAAACAGACAAAUACUAAUUUGGAGAGUAGAUUGUUGAAAGAGGAGGAACUGCGGAAAGAGGAGGUCCAGACCCUGCAAGCGGAUCUCGCCAGUAGACAAACAGAAGUUAAAGCCCUGAGCACACAGAUUGAAGAACUGAAAGAUGAAUUAGUCACUCAGAGACGUAAACAUGCCUCGAGUGUCAAGGAUCUUAUCAAACAACUCCAGCAAGCAAGAAGAAGGUUAGACCAGAUUGAGAAUGGAAACUAUGACAAAGAAGUCAGCAGCAUGGGGAGUCGCUCCAGUUCAUCCGGAUCCCUCAAUGCUCGAAGCAGUGCAGAAGAUCGAUCUCCAGAAAAUACUGGGUCAUCAGUAGCUGUGGAUAACUUUCCGGAAGUAGAUAAGGCCAUGUUGAUUGAGAGGAUAGUAAGGCUGCAGAAAGCGCAUGCUCGGAAAAACGAAAAGAUAGAAUUUAUGGAGGAUCAUAUCAAACAACUGGUAGAAGAGAUUAGGAAAAAAACAAAAAUAAUCCAGAGUUACAUUUUACGGGAAGAAUCAGGCACACUUUCUUCAGAGGCAUCUGAUUUUAACAAAGUCCAUUUAAGUAGGCGAGGAGGCAUCAUGGCAUCUUUAUAUACAUCCCAUCCAGCUGACAGUGGAUUAACUUUGGAACUGUCUUUGGAGAUCAACAGGAAAUUACAGGCUGUUUUGGAGGAUACAUUACUAAAAAAUAUUACCUUGAAGGAAAACCUCCAAACACUUGGAACAGAAAUUGAACGUCUUAUUAAACACCAGCAUGAACUCGAACAGAGGACGAAGAAACCCUAACGCAAAGCUCUCGAUCACUAAACAGACAAAAGCCACAUAAGGAGCAGGUUCCACUGCCCGUUAUUGUUGGAAACUUCUCCCUGCUUUGUGUGUCAGCCAGUAAAAAAUCGUUUUGCUUCAUCUGUAUAAAAAAGUAUCCUUUUAUAAUAGGAA
This is a messenger RNA of Hyaena hyaena (striped hyena), 3111 nucleotides long. RefSeq names its product coiled-coil domain containing 186 (gene CCDC186). The record is from RefSeq and is a predicted model, not a curated record. Gene Ontology annotation, cellular component: trans-Golgi network. The coding region runs from base 265 to 2958 and encodes 897 amino acids. Gene Ontology annotation, biological process: vesicle cytoskeletal trafficking. NCBI's taxonomy places the organism in Eukaryota, Metazoa, Chordata, Mammalia, Carnivora, Hyaenidae. Gene Ontology annotation, molecular function: small GTPase binding. The transcript is spliced from 16 exons.